Molecule: messenger RNA, 1679 nt
Organism: Sesamum indicum (sesame)
Lineage: Eukaryota; Viridiplantae; Streptophyta; Magnoliopsida; Lamiales; Pedaliaceae
Product: myb-related protein 308
Source: RefSeq, a predicted model, not a curated record
UUUUGGCAUGAAUCCAUGAAUAUGUAGACAAAAGCAUAGGAGAACUGAAGUUGUUCCAAAAAGACGAGAAGCUACUGCUGCUACUUCAAUUAUUGUUGCGCUUCCUGUAGCUGUCCAACUCCAACAAUCAUCCAUCCAUCUGGUCAUCAUCCACUCAAACUCAGUUCAGCCUCUCCACAGCUACAAUAUUGUUUUGAUAUGGGUUGGGCUGCUUGGCCACUCCAAAAGCCCAUUGCUAAUAAUAUGGACAAAUUUGUGAUGGAUGGAUGUAUAGUAAUGUCCAAGAAACAAAGACCCAAACACUGACAUGUACAUAUGUAGAUGGAUGUAGAUGAUAUGUAAUAAUAAGAGAGAGAGAGAGAGAGAGAGAGGCAAGUGAUCCGUUAAAGUGUACCUACCCACCAAAUCCCAACCCCAUCUCAUAACUAAUUGGUGUUUCUCACCAACACUAACGUGGUGGUGUAGCUCAAAUUCAAACGCCAAUUCUGUUUGUUACAAACCACUCCCUCCCUAGUCCAAAGUCCCUACUCAACCUCUCCUCUCCUCUCUUCUCUUCUCUUUCAAGUUUCAUCAAUCCAUCAUUGCUCAUUCAUCAUCUUCCCCACACCCAACACCCAACACCUCCCCCGCCCACACAAACACACACACACACACACAUAUAUAUAUGUAAUAGUCAGUAUGCACUUGUGUGAAUAUCUGUGUAAUUAAAGAGGGGUCUACUCCUGCAGCUCUUUGGAUCUCUGUUUCUCAUCUUUAUUUCCAAUCAACAACAUCAUCUUAUUCGAUCGGGUUUAUUUCUUGUGUUGUUUAGGUGAUGGGGCGUUCGCCUUGCUGUGAAAAAGCUCACACCAAUAAAGGGGCUUGGUCUAAAGAAGAAGAUGAGCGUCUCAUCAAUUACAUCCGUGCUCAUGGUGAAGGCAACUGGCGUUCCCUCCCUAAAGCUGCCGGAUUGCUUCGGUGUGGCAAGAGUUGCAGAUUGAGAUGGAUUAAUUACUUGAGACCUGACCUCAAGAGGGGCAAUUUCACUCCAGAAGAAGACGAAAUCAUUAUCAAACUUCAUAGCCUCCUCGGAAAUAAAUGGUCUUUAAUAGCUGGAAGAUUGGCUGGAAGAACAGACAAUGAAAUCAAGAAUUACUGGAACACACACAUCAAACGCAAGCUUAUUAACAGCGGCAUCGACCCCCAAACCCACCGUCCCCUCAACUCCAACGCCGCCGCUUCUCCCAAUAUUACUUGCUCCGACUUGAGAAACUCAACUCCACCACUCUCAAACGACAACACUAGUACUAUUUCAACCAACCACCAGGUCCCCGGCCUCAAAAGUAAUUUGAUUCCUGCCACGGAUACCUCAUCGUCGACACUACUAGAUAACGCCAAAUGCAACAGCAGCAGCAGCACAACAGAGGAGGAGGAGGAGGAGUCUCAUCUUCAUCCUCCGCCACCGCAGAAGGAGGAUGAAUUGGAUUUGGAGCUGUCAAUAGGGCUGCCUUUUCAGUCUAAUUAUAAGUAUAUGAUAUCAGAGAGUGGUGGUUUUGAGAAGAAUGGAUUGUGUAGUGAUUGCCAAUCUUGUAAGGUAAUGGCUAAUUAUACACAUGUUGCUGAUUAAUUUGUAGAGUGCUUUUAUUUUUGAAAAAAAGAAACAAAAAUUAAAAUCCAUAUUCUUAGUUUUCUUCUUGUGA